UAAAUCUUUGGUAUAAAAAUACAGCCACCUGGUUGCCAUCUGGUUAAAUUACAUGAAACAAUGCAGCUUCUAAAUAUACCCAUCAAAAUUGUCCAUAUGGAUAUAAAGCCAGUUAGGUAAGCACCAAAUCUUCUAAAAUCUGACAUCAGAACUUGCAUUAUUUUAAGGGAUGCAGGGUGGAUGUUAUCAGUAAUUUUUAAAAUAACAAGAACCACUUCUCCACUUAAGGUCAUGGUGAUCCUUAAAGCAAAGGUCAUGCGGCAGCAUGUGGACAGAGUACCUGUCAUAAGGUACCCACACGCUAACAGCCAGCUCACUAACGUUUCCUGUUUCUGUACUGUGGGAGGAAAGCAGAGCAUCUUGGGGGAAAAAAAGAAACUUAAAAACUGCACAGACAUCAGUGAGGGUGUUCAAACUGGCAGUCCUGGAUGUGUGAGACAGCGACAGAACCCACUGAGCCAUCCUGCUAGAUUUGGCUACAGUUUCUAGCCUCAACAGCAAGCCUCAUAGAUGAUCAUAACCCUGGAUCCAUCCAGCAGGAACUAGCUGCAGGGUCUUGAUUCAACACCCAGUAAAACUCGUAGAGGAAAGGGCACCUCCAUGUAAGCCCAUCUGGUCGCUGAUGCUCUCUGACAGGUGCUGGGUUUCAGUCUCUGUUUUCAAGAGUGUGAUUGCUGGAGCUGAGGAGCUUUAGGGAGAUUUGGGAUUUAGAGUGCGAUGGUGCAGAGCAAGAGGGAGGAGAGAGAGAAGGAGAGAGCGAAAGAGAGAGAGAGUGAUAAAGCUGGGAUGGGUGAGCAAGAGGUGAUAGCAACAGUUAGAGAGGGAGAGAGAGACCAGUGAAAGUGGGAAACAGAGAGACAGGCACUUAAAAGCGGGAAGACAGAGGCACAGAAAACAGGGAGGGAGAGAGAGAGAGAGAGAGGGACAGGCAGAGCCUGUAGUCGACAUAACAGCACGACAGCAGCAGAUGCUGACAGUUCAGCUGGCAGGAGUGGAUCUGGGAGAGAGAGCGUACUUGGCCUGAAGGCUGCCCACUGCCUCUGCUGGGACUCUCUCAAAUACACACAUAUACACACAGGCAUACAAACAACAGCAGCCAACAAACAGCAGGACACGCCGGGAGCACUCUCACCGAGGGACAGGAGGUGGCUGCAUCAUGGACUCCCUGACUGACGCCCUCAAAGCCAUCUCUGUCAGCACCGAACUCAUAGAUGAGGAGCUGAAGCCUCAUUUGGACAUCCUGCUUACUGCACUCCAAGAAAAGCGAAAUGGAGCCCCAGAGCAGAUAGCUGCCAGUGGGAUUCUUCCGUCACUGGCGCAGACGUUGAGUAAGAAGAGCCUCCUCAUGUCACAGGUGACCCUGGUGGUGGCCGAGUUGGCCAGGGAAGUCACGGUACGAGAGCGCUGCAUUGAGGCCGGCCUCGUGACUGCCCUACUGCCCCUGCUGAAGAGCUCAGACCAGGAGCUGCUGCUGCACACCGGACGUGCCAUCGGCAGGAUCUGCUUCGAUAACAUGGUUCAGCAGGAUUACCUGGUGCAGAAUGGAGUCAUUCCCCGGCUGGUGGCCAUUAUGCAGGACUACCCCGAGAACGAUCCGCUGGUUAACGUCUGCCUGCUGGCUCUCUGUAACCUCGCCGAGAUGGAAUCUGCGCGGGAAGCCCUGGCGGAAGUGGGCGUGGCCGAGGCGCUGACCUGCCAGCUGCACCGUGCCUCGGAUGCCGAGCGUCGCCACAUCAUCCUGGAGGUGCUGGGAUCGCUGGGCGAGAGCGAUAUGCUGAAACUGCAGUUUGUGGAGUCGGGCGUCCCGCAGGCCCUAUCCGAAAUGAUCCGAGGGAUGCAUGGGGCUGCCGACGACUCACAUGACCUCUGCAGCAUCAAGAUUGCUUCCAACCUUAUCGUGUCCCUUCUGCUGGGAGAUGAAUCCAUGCAGAAGUGUUUCGGUGAAGGGGCGGGCCCAGUGUACCGGGAUGUUCUGUCCUGGCUGCAGUCUUCCAACACGCAGCUGCAGCUGGCGGGAGCCUUGGCGAUCGCCAAUUUCGCCCGGAACGAUAGCAACUGUGUGAAGAUGCUGGAUCUCGGUGUGGUCCCUCACAUCCUAGACCUGCUCGAGCGGCACGUGGACCAGGGCGACGUGUCCGUCCAGCAUGCCGCACUGAGCGCCCUGAGGAACCUCGCCAUCCCAGCCACCAACAAGGUGCGGAUGCUGGAGGAUGGCGUGGCGGAGCGGAUGAGGGCCCUGCUGCGUUCCGACAUGCCCCCCGUGCAGUUCAAACUACUUGGGACUCUCCGCAUGAUGGUGGAUGGUCAGGAGGAAGCGGCCACACUGUUGGGGAAAGAUGAAGGCCUGCUUGCCCGGGUUAUGCAGUGGUGUGAAGCCCGGGAGCAUGCUGGGGUCAGGGGGGAGGCCAACCGCCUCCUGGCUGCUUUCAUCAGACACAGCCGGGCCCUGGAUGUGAUCCACGCUAUUACCAAAGCAGAUGGCGUACGACACCUCAUCUCCAUGGCAACCAGUGAGCAUGUCAUCAUGCAAAAUGAAGCUCUGAUCGCCUUGGCGAUUGCUUCGGCUAUCGACAUUGGGACCAUGGAGGGACCCUUCCAGGAUGCCGGCCUGGUGCCCACCCUGCAGAAGAUGCUGGAUGACCCUGUGGGGGCCGUGGAGGUCAAAUUUAGCACCAUCGGGCUCAUCUGCAGCCUGACCAACUCCAGCUUGCUGAAGGAGGAGAUGGAGUCUCUGAACCUGAGGGAGAGCCUGAGUGAGCUCUCAAACCACGCCAGCCCCAAGCUGGCCACCCAGGCUGACACGGCACUGGCCGUCCUCUCCCAAGCCAGCUAGACUGACCGCACUGCACCACUGCCGCCACCGGGACCCGACCCGACCUGACCUGGCUGGCGGUGGAAGGCGCCCUGCUGCUAGUCCUCAGAGACACAACAGAGCCCCACCAUCCACCAGCUGGCCCCGGGCCGCACCGUCACACCGGAGAAACUGGGCGUGGAAAUGUCCACCGAAAAAGCAGCAAUGGGACAGGAAGGAGAGCUGCAUUCUCAUGGCUUACGUUUUAACCAUUCCAGUGCUCCUUAGCAAGGAUACCGAAACCCACUUAGAUUUAAUGACCGUGUACAAAAAAAUAGCACAAUGUAUUAGCCACUAGGCAUGCAGUGAGUACUUAAGGCUACAUGAAAGUGUCUUUUAGCAGCCAGUUUAGUGUGUGCAGUGGUCUAGUAUCUGUGAGGAGCGUCUCUGUCCAGUGUGUCCCUUUGUGCGUUACUGUAACAAAGCCUCCUCUGUUCCCUUAAUAAUUUCACAUCAUUGAAGUUUAUUUUUAAGAUAAGAAGUGUAUAUUUUAAUAUGUUAAAUGAUACUGAGAUGUCUGCAAUUAAAUAAGGGGUUACGGAAAAUGGA
This is a messenger RNA of Paramormyrops kingsleyae, 3400 nucleotides long. RefSeq names its product rap1 GTPase-GDP dissociation stimulator 1-A. The record is from RefSeq and is a predicted model, not a curated record. Gene Ontology annotation, molecular function: guanyl-nucleotide exchange factor activity; protein binding. Gene Ontology annotation, biological process: positive regulation of GTPase activity. NCBI's taxonomy places the organism in Eukaryota, Metazoa, Chordata, Actinopteri, Osteoglossiformes, Mormyridae.